This is a messenger RNA of Fundulus heteroclitus (mummichog), 10909 nucleotides long. RefSeq names its product SH3 and multiple ankyrin repeat domains protein 3. Gene Ontology annotation, molecular function: synaptic receptor adaptor activity; ionotropic glutamate receptor binding. The transcript has 12 exons. NCBI's taxonomy places the organism in Eukaryota, Metazoa, Chordata, Actinopteri, Cyprinodontiformes, Fundulidae. The record is from RefSeq and is a predicted model, not a curated record. Gene Ontology annotation, cellular component: dendritic spine; postsynaptic membrane; postsynaptic density. The coding region runs from base 46 to 4116 and encodes 1356 amino acids.
CCCUUGUCAAAGUCUUAGUGGAAGCUGGGCGACUACAGAUGAAAAAUGGACUGCUGUCCAGUCAUGGUCUCAGAUCUGCCAGUGGUGUGUAGUAGGAUUGAUGGAGUAGUAACAGUUGUGAAAGCAGAGCCAAGCAACUUCAAGUGUCACGGUCGGUACUGGGAGACCCGGGAGGACCGCAAUAAGCGACUGUUCAGACAUUACACUGUGGGAUCGUAUGACAACUUCACCUCAUACAGCGACUACAUCGUGGAGGAGAAGAACGCUGUUUUGCAAAAGAAAGAAAAUGAGGGGUUUGGUUUUGUCCUGCGGGGAGCCAAAGCCGAGACUCCCAUUGAAGAAUUCACCCCCACCCCAGCAUUCCCUGCCCUGCAGUACUUGGAGUCUGUGGAUGUGGAGGGGGUGGCCUGGAGGGCUGGUCUCAGGACGGGGGACUUCCUUAUUGAGGUGAACGGGGUGAAUGUGGUGAAGGUGGGCCAUAAACAGGUGGUGUCCUUAAUCCGGCAGGGUGGCAGCCGACUCCUGAUGAAAGUUGUUUCUGUCACACGCAAGCCGGAGUCAGAUGAAGUAGUUCGGAAGAAAGCUCCCCCUCCACCCAAGCGGGCUCCCAGCACCACCCUGACGCUGCGCUCCAAGUCCAUGACGGCUGAGCUGGAGGAACUGGCUUCUGCUCGGAGAAGACGAGGAGAAAGACUAGAUGAGAUGUUGGCAUCGCAGGAAUCUAUGUUGCAUUCUCAGCCCCCGGAGGCCGAUUACAGAGCAGCCACUGUCAAACAACGGCCUACCAGCAGGAGAAUAACACCAGCAGAGAUCAGUUCACUGUUUGAGAGACAAGGGAUGACGCUACAUGGAGGUCUGCACCCUGGGAUCGAGAGGGGUCACAUACCACUCCCUAAAGGCAUGUCCAGGACCAAGUCUUUUGGUGCCACAGAAGAGGAUAGACUGUCAGCACUUGCAGGCGAGCACAGAUUUCCACGUAGUUCCUCUAUGACAGACAGCCUCCGAGACCACUCACAACCCCAUCCUAUCCCUCCACCUCCUCAGACGGCACCUCCACCGCCACCUUACUACUUAGACACAGGUCCUCCUCCAGCUUUUUGCCCUCCUCCUCCCCCUUCUAGGACCCAGAGUCAAGGCCAUGAACCUGGAGGCCGUUCCAGCUUCAAGCCAUCCUCUUUGGACCUGCCUUAUGAAGCUGCUCAGCGGCAAGCCACACACCUCGAGAGACAAAAGAAAGCUCGCUCGAUGAUCAUCCUGCAGGACUCCUCCCAUCUACCUGUAGAACCUACAGAAAUUCCCCGUCCCUCUGCUGCUACUCCUCCAGAGCGAAUCAAAAGAAAGGGGAGGGUAAUCGACAACCCUUACGCAAAUGUGGGUCAGUUUAGCAUCGGACUGUUCACACCCACAAAGCCCCAAAGAAAGAAAAGUCCUUUGGUGAAACAGCUACAAGUAGAAGAUGCACAAGAAAAGGCUAGUCUGGCCUUAGCUGCUGCCCACUCGCGAGAAAGCUCACCCUCAGGACGACACCCACGUGGGCACACGCAUACCAGCCGCGUCGACUACUACCAGCAGCAGCUCAUGGCCGAACGGGAGCGACUGCGAGCCCAGGGAGAGAUGAUCUUUCAGGGUAAAGGCCCCUUCGCUGCUGCGAUUGCUGGAGCAGUGAAAGACCGUGAGCGUCGCUUAGAAGAACGGAGGAAAUCCACUGUCUUCCUUUCUGUUGGGACUAUGGAAGGGUCGCCCACAACCAGCCCUGACGCCCCCUCUUUGACUCCGUCUCACUCUAUCGAUGAACGGCUGCUAACCCGAGAGCUUGGCCAGCUUCCGCCACCUGCUUUAACUCUGAGCCCCUCACCUAGUGGGACCACCUUUAUCCAUCCACUUACAGGAAAGCCUCUGGACCCAAAUUCGCCACUGGCUCUUGCGCUGGCCGCAAGGGAGAGGGCGCUGACCUCUCAGAGUCAGUCCCCGACUGGCAGCCCAGAGCCUCGGACUAAACAAGAGCGAGUAGGCCAGGUUGUAAUGUUCUCUGACACUCAGACCAAAGAGUCUCCACAUGGGGAUGGGGCAGCUGCAUCUCCCCCUUUUUCACCUAAAAGCGCCAAGGCAGCAGGGUAUGGCACUCCAUCCUCCCCAGCUAGUAUUUUAGCUGCUCAACCCACUAAACCCCAGUGGACUACAUCAUCAUCACCGAUAUCAUUCCGUCAAGAGAUGGAAGCCAGGAUUGAGGAGAGGAAGGAGGAAAAGAGACUGGAGGACAAAAAAAGUAUGUUGAUCAGUAUUUUGGAUACAUCACAGCAGAAGACAGCAGGGCUGAUCAUGGUUCAUGCGACCAGUAAUGGUCAGGCUGUUGGUGUGGGGUCCGGGGCUGAACAGACACCUGUGCCUACGAACAUAGAGCCUAGCAAAUCACUGAGUCCACGGGCUAAAUCCCCCAUUCCCACUGUACUCCAGCCCCAAACUCAGCUCCAGGUUCAGCCUCAAACUCAGCGUCCUGCCAGUCCCGCCCAAGAGAAGAGCCUGGCUCAGGGAAGCUCAGAGGAGGAUGUGGAUGCUUACACAGUCACCCUACCACCUGCUAUGUUAUCUUCCAGCGAUGAGGAAACAAGAGAGGAGCUACGCAAGAUCGGGGUGGUUCCUCCACCGGAUGAGUUCUCAAAUGGGUUAAUGGCCCUGGCACAGGGGAUACCAGUAUCACUUGCUAAGACUGCCCCUUCUCCUGCCACACCAGCCACACCAACACCCCAAACUCCCUCAACUCCAACAACCCCAACUGUGACAACCACCCAGCCUCAGCCUCCCCAGCCACCACCUCCACCCAGUGCAGCAGCUGUCUCAGGGAAAACCUCGGACCCUCUGGAGCCCCCACCAGUGGGCGAGGCUGGUUCUGCAGCUGACUCGGGUGUGGAGGAGGCUGACACGCGCAGCUCCAGUGACAGAGAGAGAGACCACCAUCUUGAGACCACCAGCACCGUCUCCACAGUUUCCAGCAUGUCCACGUUGUCCUCAGAAAGUGGCGAGCCUGCUGACACGCACACCACGCACACCUCCUAUGCUGACGGGCAGACUUUUGUUCUUGACAAGCCGCCAGUGCCUCCAAAGCCUCGACUCAAAUCCCAGAUAGGAGGCAGCAAAGGCCCCGUCACCUUCAGGGACCCUCUGCUAAAGCAGAGCUCUGACAGUGAGCUGCUAUCCCAGACACAGGCCGCUGCGCUGGCUGCCGCCGCGGCUGGCGGAGCCGGGCUUCCUGCAGGUGGUUCCGCCUCAGUGACCGGUCUAGCUCCCACUAAGCCACGCUAUCUCUUCCAACGGAGGUCCAAGUUGUGGGGAGAUCUGGUAGAGCCCCGAGGCCCAGGGGUAGGGCUAGGUAUUGGGAGUUUGGGCAAUCUUGGUGGGCUAGGGCUCGGGCUUGGUGCAGACGAGGGGACGAAACCAUCAGUUAUGGGAGAGCUCAGUUCACGUCUACAACAGCUAAGUAAAGACACUAGGUCUCUGGGUGAGGAGCCGCUGGGAGCGUCUCUUGACCCUGGGAGGAAGUCACCUGUGGCAGGUGCAAGACUUUUUAGCAGCCUAGGCGAGCUACACACCCUUUCCCAGAGAAGCUACGGAACCACAUACACCAUCCGCCCUGGCAGCCGUUACCCCGUCACCAGACGCACCCCCAGCCCAGGUUCAUGCUCGCCUGAUCGGGGUGACCCCCUUGGACGAUUCUCAGGCUUCGGCCUGCCAUCCUCACCGACUACGCCGCCGCAAACCAUCCUCAAGUCCUCUAGCCUCAGCCUUCCGCAGGAGCCCAAAGAGGUCCGCUUUGUGAUGAGGAGCUCCAGCGCCCGCUCCCGCUCCCCGUCGCCUUCGCACUCCCCUGGCUUAGGCUCGCCGCUUUUAGCCCUUCGACCCUUCCACCAGAAACCCCUCCACCUUUGGAACAAGUACGACGUCGGCGACUGGCUCGAGAGCAUCAACCUGGGGGAGCACAGAGCCGGCUUCCAGGAACACGAGAUCGAAGGCUCCCACCUCCCAGCUCUAACCAAGGAUGACUUUGCAGAGCUGGGAGUGACGCGGGUCGGACACCGUAUGAACAUCGAGCGAGCACUUAAACUGCUGCUAGAGAGCUGACCCUUGCCCUGAGAAAGAGCAACGGAUGGACGACAUGCAUAUUGAAUUUAGGUAGAGGAGAACUGGCGGACCAGUGAACGCUGCUCCUCUUUUACUCCAGCGGCUUUUAUGUUCAGUAUUAAAAUGUUCACCUCUGGUUCCUAAUGACACUUUCUGUUCCGCGUUAACAGCCUGCACCUGGCAAUGCACUGAUGAGGAGGAGGCAAUACUCAUACGAUGUACAUUCAUCCACUUUUGCUUAGCCCUUACUUAUGUCACAGCCCCACCUUCUUGCCUGGAGCUAAUCAGAGCAGACAUCCCGAAGAGGGUAUCUGGCCUUUUUUUUUUUUUUUUUUUUUCGCUAAGGAGAAUCACCGGAGCUUCAAUUAGGUCAUUUGAUUUGAGAAAAAGUCCAGUUGUUUCCUUAGUAACACCCACAUGUUCUCACUGCACCCUCUCUACCUCUCUCCCCUCUCGUACUAGGCCUCUGAAAGCCUUUGGCAGUUUGAGUAAAGGAGGAGGAGGAAGGAUUCUCGUUCCAAACCGAAAACUCAGUUGCCUUUCAAAAAUGUUUCUACUGAAAUCAACUCUGACGAACACAGUGCUAUGGAAGUAGUGCUAACACAGCUCUGAGAAGUUGUGUCUUCUGAAUACCUGCUAUCGUUUUUAAACCGAAGACUUUUGAGUCCAGAGGCGGAGCCCCGCAGGAGGAGGACCCCCACGCCCACCCCCUCCUCUGCCCUGGUACCAAGACUGUGCAAUCUAUAAUAUUUGGAGAAUGUUUAACCAACACUCGUGGCUUUUUUCAUAAUUAAUUUUCUGAUUUUUUCCAAAGGGAAUAUUAUAUAUAUUACUAUUAUAUGGCAUAAUAUGAUAUAUAUGUAUCUAAAUAUAGCUUUCCGAUGAAAAGACAAUGUCGCAAAGAAAAAAAAUGUAGUAGAUGACUCUGCAGCUGUUUUUGGUUUUAGAAUAGAAGACAGAAAGAAGUCUUUAAAUCUAUUCCACCGAUAGUUUACUCAUUUCUACAAGUUAUAUAUAUACAUAUAUAAAUAUAUAUAUAUAUUUGAAAGAAAACAAGAUAUAAAUACAGAAAAAUUAAUUUUUUUAUCAUACAUAUAGAAAUCUCCGUAUGGUCACCCUUUCUUGAAGCGUAGCAUGACGAGUUGCAUAAUGUUCUGGACAGUUUGUUGUGCGUUUUUAUUUUGUUUACGGUCUUCCGUCACACUAAAGGGCAUCCCGUAAUGUGAGGCUAAGACCCCAGCUCAGACCCAUCCCUACUGCUUCAGUCUCAGAUUUUAAUGACACAUUGUCAGAGGGGGCUAACGAGACAGAUAAUGGGGGAGAAUUAGUUAUUCCUUCCUGUAGAAAGUUUGUAUUUUUUUUUUUCUUUUAAGGAUUUAAAUAAUUGUAGUACACAACGAAGGAGAUAUUCAUGAAUAAGCAUGGGCUGGAAAGAGAUUCUGCAGGUAUGACAAUCUUGCUUAAAAAAGAUGGUUUCCGUUUUCUCUCAGAAGUUGAAAUCUUCAGACUUGAACUUGGUAUUGUUAUCAAAAGAUGGAAUAUGAAUUGGGAAAAAAUCUGAGGUUUUUCAACAACCGCGUCCUGACAAGCCAAAAUAGCUGCCACCGUUCCUUUGAAAUUGUAAAAUUUGUAUCCAGUGAAAUCUUUUGACACAUACGCACAACCUCCAUUAGCGAACACAUGACUCUCACCUGCUUCAGUUUGCAGAAUAGCUUUUCCCUCUUAGAAGUUUCCAGAAAAAGUAAAAAUCAAUGUUCUUUAAAAAUGCUUUUGGCUGCUGGAGUUCCUAUUUAUCUGUUUUACCAAGCAAACGGUUGAUGCCACAAAUUCUUCUGAGCCACCAGUUCAAGCACCAUGGAUAAUGAUCGCUACAGUGGUACUAGCUGACAACAGCGUUAUUUAAGCCAUUGCUUUAAUUUUGGUGCAUACACUACCUCUCAAACGUUUGGAGUCACUUAUAAAUGUCCUAAUAUUUCCAAUAAAAGCACCAUUUUCUUCAAUUAAGAUAACAUAAAAUGAAUCAGAAUCAGUCUAGACGUUGUCAAUGGUACGCUGUCUGUAAUGGGGUGGCCAGCUCAGUCACCAGAUCUCAACCAUGUUGAGGUGUUGAGGGAACAGCUUGACCGUAUGGUGCGUAAGAAGUGCCAAUCAGGUCAGUCCAACUUAUGGGAGGAGCUUAAGGAAGCAUGGGGGGGAAUUUCCUUAGCAAACAGUUGGAAAACCAAAAGUCUGCGAGGCCGUAUUUCCUGCAAAUGGGGGAUUGUUUGGUGAAAGCAAAGUUUGAAGGAUAAAAUUAUUAUAUCAAGUACAAAUCAUUAUUCCUCACCUUUGUAUUUUGUAUUCAUUUUGCAACUCAUUUGAUUAAUAACAUGUUAGGUUUCUUGGAAAAACAGGAUGACCCCGAAGCAGAUUUGAGCAAAACUACCUGCUAAAUUAAGCAUUUUUCAAGUCGCAGCAUGACUGUCUGGGUUGCUCCCAACUAGAAAUGUUUUCAAAUAGCCAAAUUGGUCUUUCUUGUAGCAACAGGUGGAGGAGGGGCAGCACCGUGCUCAUCUUUAUUCCAUGCAGCUUGAGAAAAUUCAGAUACUUUGUCUGGCAUCUAAUCGAAAUAACUUUUUCUCCCAUCAGAACGGAAUGAUAUGAGAAAGCAUUUAGAAAACUUUGGUAUGCCAUCGUAGCACUAACCGGCCCAUGCCUAUUGUGAUGCAAAAAAAAGUGAACGAUAUUCCUGGAGGUCAUGAAAAAACGCCACAUAGCAUAAAUCCUUACCAGACAGGUCUAUAAUUCUUUCAGCAGUGGGGAUGGGUAAGCUAGUGAAAGGUCUUAAAGAAAAUUCAGUAUUUUACAACCUGAACGUGCAGCUGCUUUCCUUUAAGGUAUAACAAUAUCUUAGUGAGUGAAAUAUUAUCAACCAGAACUAUAAAAAUAAACCCAGGUUGUAAAACGGAGGGAGGAGAAGAAAAAAAAGAAGCUGAAUUUUCUUUCAACAAUACCAAUCUGUAAUUGUACUCAUGAGCAGCUUCUGCUGGCAGUGAGAACCAGUGAGUUUUAUUCAUGCUACAAAAAGAAGAAAAAAUAAUUUUCCGCAUUCUAGCUGUUUUUUCUGACAGAAUGCCAGGAAGUGUCUGUUGCCACUAAAAACCUGCUCAUCAGAAGCAUUCAGCCAAGGCACUUUCACUUGGCAAAAAAAAAACUUGUGUGCACCUUUCCUUUUCACCCCUCUAUCCGUUCCGAAAAGCAGGCGGUGAAUAAAAUCAGUAUCUAGGAAUUGUAGGAAUAGCACUCACUGCCUCACUGUGACCUCGCUCUUUAUUUUCCUUCAAACUCCAGUGUUACGUCCUCCUUCUGUUGCUGACUUUUGUUACCUUCGGCCACUGUGGGUAGAUUUUGUAGCGUGUGGAACAUGAUAUUUUACUCAUUUGAAUUUUAGAGUGGCGGGGAGAAAGAGGAUAAAAAAAAUAAUCUCCUGUCCAUUCUGGACAUACCUACACUUGUAAAAAAAAAAAAGGAAAAAAAAAAAAAAAAAGAAAUGAACACACUACAAAUAUUUGGUUUUUUAAAUCACAAGCAAUGUAUAUAUAAUAGAUUUCAUAUAAAUUUUUUGAAAAGUAUAUAGAUCUAUAUAUGAAUGUUUGGCAUAUAUGCAUAGUUAACCACCUGUGGGAAAGGUGAGCAGAUUUUAUUCUUUCUAUGAACUCUUGAACUUUUGAACUCUGAACUAUGAACUAGGGGAUGAUUUGCACAAAAACAAGGUGACAAGGUGCUAACAUAAAAGCCACCCAUCGUCCAAGCGCAUGAGUGCAUCUGGAUUCCCCCGAAUCUCUCUGUGUGCUUGUUCCUCUUCACCGUGCGCGUGUGAAUGCGUGUGCACGUGUGCCGACUGCUUGUUUCCUUUCACGUCUGCGUAUUUGUUUGGGAGUGAGAUGCGGAGAAUGCAUGCGACCUUGAGAGUGCGGUUAAUUGUUGGGGUUUACAUCUUUGGCGUUAGUCCACUAUAGCCUUACUGUACCAUCAGAGAUUGCCGGCUGUGGCUGUGUCACACAAUUACACUCGCGUGCACACACACACAUACACACAUACAUACACACACACACACACACACACACACACAAGCAAUCACACACAUGCACACACAUAAAAAAGGAAUGCACACAUUCAUCUUUAACACUGAAGCUCAUUGUUGUGUAUUGUGCUUUUGUGCAGAGUUAUGUCUUCAAAAAGUGGACUGUUUCUGCCCAAGAGGGAGAGACAGACAGAGAGAGAUAAGCAAAACACUGUCAAAUUUUCUACGCCCGAGUCGAGACAAAACGAUCUCACCUUGUAACUGCGUAGGUGUGACUCCUUAUGCAGUGUCACUAAUUCUGUACAGCCUUGCCCGAAUGGCGUUUCCACUCCGCUGCACUCUGUCUGGCAGCUCUCCUUUUUCCUUUUUCAGACUUUCAGCUUCUGAGUUUUCAAUAUGCUAUAUGCGAUGAUCCAGUGAGGAACAAACAAACACAAAAAAUGUGCCAAAAAGUAACUUAACUGUACAUUUGUUUUUUUGUUUUUUUGCUUUAGGACUAUCUUAGUUACAGCGUUCUUAAGCUGUUGUGUAUUAUGACAAUAUGGUGCCAUCUCCUGGUAAUCUUGAGAACUGACAUUUUAUUGAUCCUUUGGUAUUUUCCUGUAGGUGGAAUAACGUGCAUCUCAGUAAAUAAUUGAAAGGUUUCUUAAUUUCUGUCAUCAGUGAAACUCACGUUUCUAAUAGAUUUAUUACACGCACACACGUCUAAAUUUCGAUUGUUCUGUAAAAUGUGAUGAUUGUGGCUUGCAGCUUAAAGAAAAUCCCAAAUUCAGUUGAUCAGAAAAUCGACUUCAUACAUAGGAUCAAACAAAACAGAACUUUUAAAACAGAAACGAUAGCCUGCAGGACAGUAUAUGCACCCAACACCUGGUCUGGCCUCCUUUUGCUUUUUGCAUGAAUCAUUUUUGCACCAAUGUUGUGAGGCAUGGAGGUGAUCAGCCCAUGGUUCGGAUGAAUUUUAAAAGGGCUUUAAUAGUGGACUUCAGCCCGCUGUCAUGGUUGGCUCUGCUGUUUCCCAUCCUCCUCGUGAUAACAACUCUUAGUCAUUAUGUUAUUUUUGAAGUCGAGUACAGUGAUGGUCAUUAAACUGGGUGUUGGCACUUCUGGAUUUGGAUCUGGAUAGGUAUGGAGUCCUGUUAGUGAAUUGAAUCAACAUCUCUGGAAAGCUUGUCAGCAGAGGGGAGCAUGAAAUAUCACCAGUUUCUUGGUAGACGUUGGCUUUUGACUUGAUAAAACCUCGAUUACCAACACCUAAAAUAACACGGCUCUCUAAAUCAUGCUCGACCUCAAGCUUUAAUUCUCUGCCUCCCCACUCUUCUUCCAGACACAUUAUUUUCCUUUUUAUGAUCACCAAAUGAAAUGGAGAAUUUACUUUCAUCUGAAGAAAUGACCCUGGGCCACCGGGCAGGAGUCCAGUAUUUUUUUCUCCCUAGCUCAGUUAAUUAAGAUGCUUCUGAGGUUGUCUCAGGAUCAGGAGUGGCUUAAACGCAAGCUAUGCGAUAUAUAUUUCUGCCAUGGCCUGAAUACGUCUCUGUGUCCACCCCUUGUAAAUUUCCCAAAACUUUAAUCAACUUUAAUUCACAGUCCUCUCAAGGCUGCCUUCAAACCUGCUACUUGUACACCCCUUUUUUGCCAUACAUUUUUCUUCCACUAAACUUUCGAUGUAUCUGCUUGCAUUCAGCACUCUGAACGAGCAACUUCUUUAGCAGUGAUGUCAAUGACUGCCUACUGGACAAUUGUCUGCAGUCUUACCGAGGAUUGUGUAGGUCAUAACGUAACAUCACUGCAUCAAAAAUCUUUUUUUUAAUAGCUCUCAAAUUAUUUUCUACUGUGUGUGUAAUGUGAAUCUAUAUAAUAACUGAGUUUCACUUUUUGAGCUCAAUUACUAAACUUUCCAAUUAUAACAUUUAAGGAGAUGCACCUGUAUUCGUUUUUUUUUUUUUCACAAAGACACAGGCUUUAUAGAUGUCAUAUUAAUUUAUGUAUGUAUAAACAUAUAUACAGCCUGCGUGUUUCCACUUUAACGUUUGUCUUUAGAUUUUCGAGUCAUGGCGACACAGUCACUUGAUUCGAAUGCUAAAGAGUUACUGUUCCCAGAAAACGUCUGAUCUCGGACACAGGCUGGCCUGAUCAGACGAAGGGUUGAGCCGGGUUUUUGUGGAGGUUUGCUGCGAAUGAACAAAAAAAAAAAAAAAGACGUUCAAGUAAGCAGCGAGUUACAGACGGACACAUCAUUAGGUCAAGUUCUGCGAAGUUGUUCUCUUCAUAUUUCUUAAUCAACAAAGCACAAUCUACACGGUUUAGGAGAAGCGGUGUGGCUUUUCCUAACGACUCCCUGGUACCCGUCGACAGACCGGGAACCAGUGAUCUUAUCAUCAGAGGUUUUUGUUUCUUUCAUUGUUGGUUUUACUCCUUGUUUGCACUGUGAAGUUUAGAGCGGUGGAUGUAUCACUGCAACGCCUCGGCCUUGUCUCGCACGAGAACGUCCCCCUUCUCGGCCUCUAAUCACCAGGAAACUCAUCCGCGACUUCUCUCCCCCUGGACGUGAUUAUCAGACGCAUAAAAGCCUACGCUGACAACCCAAGCUAAUCAGAAGCUACCUAGUUUUCUCCACGUAAACAAAAGCAGGGGCGAUGGUGAAGGCUGAGGCAAGAUCUGAGACGUUGCGCUGGAUAGCUCCACCACAGAGAUAUAUGUUUGUUAUAUUAUGUAAUAAAUUUAUAAUUAAAA